AUGCACUGGCCUUUCCUUUCGACAAUGAGUGGGUGGAAGUCUUCGAACUUUGCGUUGGGAACAGUAUCGGUCAAUGUGCCUCGUGCCUCAAACAUCAUCAGCUUGAUUGAGACUAAGCCUCGUAGACACAAUCAAGGCUUCGAGGUCGAGGGCUUUGUUGUGUUUGCAUUAGAUGUAUGCUGA
This is a messenger RNA of Parastagonospora nodorum SN15, 183 nucleotides long. RefSeq lists its product as hypothetical. Bases 1 to 183 code for a protein of 60 amino acids. The transcript has 2 exons. NCBI's taxonomy places the organism in Eukaryota, Fungi, Ascomycota, Dothideomycetes, Pleosporales, Phaeosphaeriaceae. The record is from RefSeq and is a predicted model, not a curated record.